Messenger RNA from Rhagoletis pomonella (apple maggot), 1963 nucleotides. Its product is annotated as glutaminyl-peptide cyclotransferase-like. Bases 529 to 1587 code for a protein of 352 amino acids. The transcript is spliced from 2 exons. The record is from RefSeq and is a predicted model, not a curated record. Gene Ontology annotation, molecular function: zinc ion binding; glutaminyl-peptide cyclotransferase activity. Lineage: Eukaryota; Metazoa; Arthropoda; Insecta; Diptera; Tephritidae.
AUCUUGCUACUGCAUGAUUAUUGAAUCAUGUUGCUACUGUUUGUUUUAUUAAUUAUUGGCAUCAAAGCCGGAUAUCCUGUUUAACAAUUUUCAACAUGUACUUCACGAAAAAUUACAUCGAUAGUUCCAAACAUUGUUGACUAUCGCGCACUGCUGACCAAGCCCAUUCCUAAGAAAAUAUUUUUCUGAUUGUGUUAAACACUUUAGUAAUAAAUUUUUUCGGCUACAAGUAAUUUUGCAGUGCAACAAGACGUUCAUUAUGUAAAUUAUUUAAGCUUCGUUCUAAAAUUAACCAGGUUCCAUUCAAAUAAGCAAAAGAAAAGCCACUAAAACACCUGUUAAAGUAAGAUAAACAUCAAAAAACGACGACGAAGCCACUUGUUGGCUGUUUAGUGUAUGUGUACAUGCUUGCAUACAUAUACUCGUACUUACAACCCACCGGCCAGUUCAGCAGUAGAUUUGCUUCCGUGUCAGUGGGAAAAAAUACAUCAUAGGCUCUGAAACGUGAACAAAUUAAUAGGUUGCAAUAUGUCGUUUUUAAAGUCAUAUUUGGCACUAUUGUUUCUACUCAGCGUCGCAGUAUUUGCAAACAAGCAAGGCGACUUCCUUGUUGGUCGGAAUGAGAUGGAGUAUCGCGCAGGAGAGCUAUCCGAAACGGAUUUCUUAAAUUUAGGUCAACUUUCGGAUGUACCGCACUUACGUAAAACCGUUAAAAAUAUACUUAUACCCCGCGUUGUUGGCACUCCUGGACAUGCUUUAGUGCACGAGAAUAUAACAAAGGAAAUGCAAUCACUUAACUGGACUGUUGAGAUUGAUAAAUUUCAUGAGACAGUGCCACUUCUCGGAAAAAUUCAUUUCAAAAAUAUCAUAGCAAGACUUAAUCGAGAUGCAGAGCGCUACUUAGUGCUUGCGUGUCACUACGACAGCAAAUAUUUUGAAGAAUUUGAAUUUCUUGGUGCAACGGAUUCUGCUGUACCAUGCGCAAUGUUACUUAAUUUAGCACAUGUAUUAAAAAAAGAGCUUGAACCCUUUCGGAAAACAAAACUCAGUUUGAUGUUUAUUUUCUUUGAUGGUGAAGAAGCUAUUAAGGAAUGGGGUCCGACUGAUUCAAUUUAUGGUGCACGACAUUUGGCUAAGCGAUGGGAAGAGGAUGGCACAAUAAACUCACUAGAUAUGUUGGUACUUUUGGAUUUAAUUGGUUCAGCUGAUCCUACUUUUUAUAAUUUCUUUGCCAACACGGAGGCAUGGUACUCACGUUUGGUAGAUUUGGAAGAACGUCUUUCAAAUGUAAAUAUGUUGGACCGUUAUAUAAGCAGCGGUGUGUCACGUCAAUAUCCAAAUCGAUAUUUUCAACCAAACACGUUAAGGUCAUCAUUUGUUGAGGAUGAUCACAUACCAUUUUUAAGGCGUAACGUACCUAUAUUGCAUCUGAUAACAAUACCAUUCCCAAGCGUGUGGCAUACGAAAGAUGACAACGAGUCGAUAAUUGAUUACACUGCCACGGAAAAUAUAUCACGCAUUCUUCGCCUAUUUACUAUGGAAUACCUACUUGGCGCAAUUGAGGAUAAUAGAGAUAAACAUACAUAGAAAUAAGCUAAAAAAAUCAAUGGGAAAGUGCAGUGUAGUAUAUUAGUAGCAAUAACCUAUUUGAUAGUGUUUCUAACUGAUCAGCACUAUUAUCUAUUUAAUUAAUUUCCAAAAGUUUAGGGGAAAGACAUAUGUGCAAACAUAUGCACAUACAAUUAUACAUACAUAUGUAGAUGUGUACCUAUAUAUACAUAGCUACUAAAUAAUAACAUACGUACAAACAGCGCGUUUGCGGCCUACGUUAAAUAAUUUGUAUAUAUUGUUAUACAUAUCAGAUGCUUGUUUGUUAUAAAGUAAUUAACUGUAAAAUUGUUUAAAAAUUCACUAUACAUAUUUACAUAUAUGUACAUAUGUAAGCUUAAGAAAGAGCCAAAUG